Molecule: messenger RNA, 756 nt
Organism: Durio zibethinus
Lineage: Eukaryota; Viridiplantae; Streptophyta; Magnoliopsida; Malvales; Malvaceae
Product: Ubiquitin-like superfamily protein
Biological process (GO): proteasome-mediated ubiquitin-dependent protein catabolic process
Cellular component (GO): nucleoplasm; cytosol
Molecular function (GO): polyubiquitin modification-dependent protein binding; proteasome binding; ubiquitin binding
Source: RefSeq, a predicted model, not a curated record
AUGAGGGUAAUCAUUGUUGCCUGGGGACGUGAAUUUGCCAUGGAAGUUGGUUUCCAGGAACCUGUGUUAGCAAUCAAAAGGAAGUUAGAGCAGCUCCUAGGAAUUCCAGUUGGAGCACAAACUCUUUCUGUAUCUGGUUGGGAGCUAGUUGAUGGACUAGACAUGGAAGAUUACCCAAUUGUUACUCAUGAUACAAAAAUCGACCUCACCCCAAAACCCCUUUCACCUCCAUUUAACCAUUGCUCAAAAAUACAAAUCACUGUAAAAUUUUCAGCUAAACAGAUUGCCAUGGAAGUUGACAGAACAGAAACCGUGCGAAGCCUGAAAGAAAAAAUUCACAUUGUUGAUGGCACACCAAUUAAAAGGAUGUCACUCUUCUUUUCAGGAAUAGAAUUGGCAGACGAUUUUCUAAACCUGAGUGAGUAUGGUAUAUCCGAAUUCUCAGAAAUCAUUGUUUUCCUCAAAACUGUGAAUCGUUUAAGGGAAGAGCCUCCAACAAGGAAGCUGAACAUAGUGCUGCAAAUGUCUUCAAGCCUGCUAAAUGCAGCUUCCAUUCCCAUGGAAAUGAACGACUCAAAUACUGUUAAUGAUUUGCGAGAGUUGCUGCUGAGCAGAAAAAUACUCCCCCAAGAUGAUUAUUUGUUCAUACACAAGCAGAGGAUCAUGCGUGAGAAUUGUAGCCUUAAGUGGCAUGGUGUUGAAAAUGGGGAUUGCUUCUAUGUGUUUAAAGGCACUGUUAGUCGUACUGGAUAUUGA